Messenger RNA from Desarmillaria tabescens, 3830 nucleotides. RefSeq lists its product as uncharacterized. Gene Ontology annotation, molecular function: RNA binding; ubiquitin protein ligase activity; zinc ion binding. Gene Ontology annotation, biological process: protein polyubiquitination. The coding region runs from base 156 to 3644 and encodes 1162 amino acids. The record is from RefSeq and is a predicted model, not a curated record. The transcript has 5 exons. NCBI's taxonomy places the organism in Eukaryota, Fungi, Basidiomycota, Agaricomycetes, Agaricales, Physalacriaceae.
CUUGUCACUUACAAUGAGGCUUUCUUUUGCCUUCCUGGGCUCUUUUGAUGCAAUCUUUGCUUCCUACCCCCAAUCUCACGCGUGAAAGUGCAUGAAAUUGCGUGUCGGAUUCACCGAUUGUCCAAGCUCUUGUUAAUCUGUAAUGCCCGGUCGAGAUGUCACUAACCCUCUGCAAGUACUUUCAACGCGGGGCGUGUACGAAAGGGUCGAGUUGCUUGUUCUCACAUAAUCUCUCUGCUGCGAAGGCCGCACCACCGGUAACAUGUCCUCACUUCAUUUCAGGAAAAUGUCGAUACGGUGACAAGUGUAUCAAUCUCCAUACCAAGGGGUCUCCGGCGUACCGUACUGAACACCCACAAGAGUCGCCAUCGAUACGAGGUGCUUCAGUAUCUGUAGAAGCAGAUGCUGAAAUAGAGUUUCCUCCGGCUGAGGCUGAGGCUGCAGAUGCUGGAUCAUCGAGAAAUUCCCCACCCCUGCCGCCUGAAGUCGACGCUGGAGUAGAAAGCUCUGAUCUGCCGCCCAGAGACCAGUACCCUUCUGAAUCUUCCUCUUUGGAAACUCUCGUUUCUGCCUCGCCACCUAGCAAGGAGCAUGGCGAUAAAACACCUGAAGAGAUCCAAGCACCUAAUACACUGUCUUCUCUUCCCUCCCCUUUCAACCACUCUCCGAUACUCUUAUCAUCUGAUGCGACUCUUGAUGGUCCCGCAGUUCAUUCCCCCUCAAAGCAGCAUGAGAGCCUACCUUGCUUGAUGUAUGCUAUGCAAAGAUCAUGCACAAUUCUGACCUGUCGUCUUCCUCACUUCCUCACAGAUCAUCAGUAUCAUCUUCUUCUAGCUAAUCCAAACCGUCCGACACCGCUAUGCAAUCGCUUUGCGAUUAGAGGGUCUUGUCCAGAUUCAUCGUGUGUACUUCGACAUGCCUUGUUACUAGAGGAAUGCCACCUCCUGCAACAAGAGAUGCAAGGUCCUCCAGACUCUGACGCGAUACCAGCACCCGGACCUGCGGCCCCAGUAUGCUCCUUCUAUUCGGAGGGCAAGUGUCGGAAUGGCCGGCAAUGUCCCUAUCGACACGAAGGUCCUCCUCGCGAUAGUGAGCAUGAUACAGGGUUUAGAACUCGAAAUAACGUCUGCAAAUACUACUUGUCCCCUGCAGGGUGCAAGAAUGGAAACAGUUGCACGUUUUCUCAUGAAGACGCCUCGACCUCCGCGUCGGCAGGCCGUAGCCAUUCGUCAGAGUUUGCUGGCGAUGGGUGGGGUAAUGAACACUCUUCACAGAGCUAUCAGACCGGCAAUGCAGAGGACCGGGGAAACACAUCUAGCGACCAAACUCGAUCAUCUAAACCAUGCCGAUAUGGCAAAAGCUGUUCUUAUGGCGAUAAAUGUUUCUACAGUCACGAUAGCGACCCCUCUGAAGCUGAAGGUGCUGAAGCACCCGAGGUGCCGCACGGAUGGGGAGAGGAGCAGGAAGAUGAUGCUUGGAAAGCGUCGAGCUGGGAUGAUCCAGGAGGAGCGUCUUGGGAUAAUCCAGGAGGAGCGUCAUGGGAUGAUCCUGUAGAUGCAGUAGCCCAAGAUGAUCACCAUAAACAACCCGAAGAUGAAGCUUUGAGUGUAGAUGGGGUCCAAGAAGGCGAUCAGGACACUACUUCUGCGGGCGUGGAUGAGCACUAUGAUCUGGAACCCCCCGUAGUCAAUCUUUUCAACUGCGUGGUCAAGUACGGGCCUGGUGCCAUCCCGGACUCUGUCACCACGCCCUUUAAUACUUCCACACUCCUGCUUUCCAACCUUCCUCCGGAUGUAUACGAUGACUCCAUCGCUGAGAUGGUCCAGUCCUAUGGUACUCCUGUCGAAAUUGGACUCGAACCCGCAGACAGCACUGCACGGAUCAAAUUCGAGGAGUGCUGGGCAGCUGCGCUGGCCGCUCAAAGUCUCAACGGCACCGAAUACCAAUCCAUUACAUUGACGGCUACAGUCGACGAAACCAAUGUUCGACUCUAUGAAUUUGCCAGAGUAAGCAGGACAGUCAAAUUGACGUGGACCACACCCCAUUGCACCGCAUGGUUUUUCUAUGACUCGAUUACGGAGGCAAAGAGCGAGGUGGACAGGUUGAACAAAUUGUCGUUCCAGGGUAAAGCAAUCAAGGCAGAGUUCAACCGCCCGAAAAAGAACCAGAAGAACUCUUUUUCUGUUCAAAUACAUGGUCUUCCGACUGAGGUUGACUCUGUUACGCUCAAACACUCCUUGGAAGUACACCCAGAAUUGUCCAUCCAUAUAGGUCCACCGUCCUUCGCCGGAGACCCCGUACAGCGCCUUCAGGAGGAGCUUACAUGCUUCGGGGAGGUGGAUAACGUCGAGGUCGUCGCUUAUGAUGGUCCGGACUCGAUGACGACGGGAUUUGCUCAUUUUGUAACGGCUUGUGCUGCAGCCAAAGCAGUGGGAGCGCUCAACGGGAAAGUGAAUGCUUCCCUGAGUGGCCUGGGCUGCCUAGGGGUCAAACACACCUUCCUCAUUCGUCACAAUGUUGAUCAGUGCGUAUUCACGCCUAUUCAAACCGAGGUUGAAUCUUUACGUGAUGAGUACAAAACCUGUCAAAUUCUCGCCCAGGACGGGGAUGAUGGUACAGUCGUCCUCCGUCUGUUUUCGCCUAACCAAGAAGAAUACACGCAAGCCAGAAAAUGUUUGGAUAUGAUGGUGUUGGGCGAGCCGCUGCUUGUCGAAGGGAAGGCAUUAUGGGAUCCUUAUUUUGAUCUGGCCAGCUGCCAGAAACAACUCUCUCGUCUCAACAAGAAACAUGGCGUGCACAUCGGACUCGAUUUCUUAAAUCGUAUCGUCCGUGUAUGUGGUCCCAAAGAACGGCGACUGGAGGCUAAGCAGAACAUCCUUAAUUUGUUGGAGCUCGUUCAUUCCCAACAGUUCUGUGUACCCCUUCCUCAGCGUUCCUUGCAUGGCUUGUUGAACGGCGGCUUGGAGCAGUUAUAUGAUGCGAUCGGGGCGACGAAAGUCGAUAUGGACCUGAUCGAUAGAACACUCCUUGUUCGUGGUUCAAAGGAAAACAAGCAAAAAGCAGAAGAGAUCCUCCAAACUCUCAUAUCAUCUCCGGAAGGAAAUGACCAUUCUCAAUGCGGCCUUUGCUGUGCCCCGCCUGUCAAUCCAGUGACCCUCCCUUGCGGUCACUUGUACUGUCGCUCCUGCAUGCACACCCUCAUACGUUCUGUCAUAAGUCCCAAAUUUUCGGGCUUGAAGUGUGUCGCCAAGGUGCACUCCGAUGAUGAUGAUUCGGAUGUAUCUGAAUGUUCAGCUUUCAUCCCUCACCAGAAAUUCAUGCAAAUUCUCCCGAAAGAGGAACAGGACAACCUCCUGGAGUCAUCCUUCUUGGCCUACCUUCACGAGCGUCCCGACAAAUUUUUUUACUGCCCAACGCCUCAUUGCGCUUCAGUGUACCCAGCACAAAACCCGAUCCCGGGAGCCAUGCUUCGAUGCCCGACUUGUUCUGCCUGGAUUUGCCCAUCAUGCCGUGUUACAUUUCACGAAGGCUUGACAUGUGAGCAAUACAAGGCGGUAUUAACGCAUCGCGAAUCCAAAGAAAAAGAACAAGAACCCAAAGAGCAGGAAGGAUCAGAGAGCCGUGCGUUAGUCGUCAUUAGCUAGUGGGCACCAGGUGUAUGGUCAGAUAAAAGCGGACCUUGUCGUUGUUUAGGAUUUACAGGCAUACUCAAGUAGCUACAUACACACUACGCGACCUUCAUGUUCACAAAUCAUACUCGUCCGCAUUCAAGAUUAAGGUGGUGAAGAAACGGAUCAUCUCGAGGAGUGCAUCGACGUUCAUGUCUAAGC